Molecule: messenger RNA, 1591 nt
Organism: Camellia sinensis
Lineage: Eukaryota; Viridiplantae; Streptophyta; Magnoliopsida; Ericales; Theaceae
Source: RefSeq, a predicted model, not a curated record
AUUAGGAGCUUGAUGGGGAAGAUGCAAGACUUGCAGAUUUUUUUGAUGUGAUUGCUGGAACAAGCACCGGUGGCCUUAUAACUGCUAUGUUAACUGCUCCAAAUGAAAACAAUCGUCCUCUCUUUGCUGCCAAAGAUAUCAAGAAUUUCUAUCUUGAGCACUCUCCCAAGAUUUUCCCACAAGAGAGGGGGCCAUUCGGAUCAAUCAUAAACAUGUGGAAACUAUUAACUGGACCAAAGUACAAUGGAAAAUAUCUUCAUGGGAUCAUAAGGGAAAAAUUGGGAGAGACACUGUUGCAUCAAACCUUGACAAACGUUGUCAUUCCAACAUUUGAUAUCAAGCAUUUGCAGCCAACUAUUUUCUCCACUUACGAGGUGCAAAAAUCACCAUAUUUGAAUGCUCGAUUGUCUGAUAUUUGCAUCAGCACAUCUGCGGCUCCAACUUAUCUUCCAGCAUACAACUUCAAAAACCAAGACAGUGAAGGAAAUGUUAAAGAAUUCAAUCUUAUCGAUGGUGGUGUUGCUGCAAAUAAUCCGGCAUUAGUUGCCAUAAGCCAAGUGACAAAGCAGAUAUUUCAUGAAAAUCAAGAUUUCUUUUCAAUAAAGCCCAUGGAUUAUGGUCGCUUUCUGGUGAUAUCGAUAGGCACUGGAUCGGCAAAGGUGGAAAAGAAGUACAAUGCUAAAAUGGCAGCCAAAUGGAGUGUUUUGGGUUGGUUACUUCAUGGUAGUUCCACUCCAUUAGUCGAUGUAUUUACUCAAGCAAGUGCCGAUAUGAUUGAUUUCCAUAUUUCUAUUGUUUUCCAAGCUCUUCAUUCUGAAGAUAAUUAUCUCCGUAUUCAGCAGGAAGAUACAUUAACGGGGACCGAUGCUUCGGUUGAUGUGUCUACGAAAGAGAACUUGGAGAAACUUGUCAAAAUUGGAGAAGGCCUAUUGAAGAAGCCAAUUUCAAAAGUAAACUUGGAGAUUAAUCUCUCCAAGCCAAUCGAAAAUGGUGGCACGAAUGAAGAUGCUUUGAAAAAGUUUGCAAAAAUACUUUCGGAUGAAAGGAAGCUUCGAGAAUUAAAGACUAUUGAAUUGACCACAGCUUCUUCCAUGCCAAAGGAUCAUUAGCCAUACAAUUUAUUUAAAGGAACAAACAAACAAAGCCUAACAAAAAUGCUAUUGUUUGGGCAUGCCAAAGGAUCUUUAGCCAUACAAUUUAUUUAAAGGAACAAACAAACAAAGCCUAACAAAAAUGCUAUUGUUUGGGCAUGCCAAAGGAUCUUUAGCCAUACAAUUUAUUUAAAGGAACAAACAAACAAAGCCUAACAAAAAUGCUAUUGUUUGGGCAUGCCAAAGGAUCUUUAGCCAUACAAUUUAUUUAAAGGAACAAACAAACAAAGCCUAACAAAAAUGCUAUUGUUUGGGCAUGCCAAAGGAUCUUUAGCCAUACAAUUUAUUUAAAGGAACAAACAAGAAAGCCUAACAAAAAAAGUUAUUGUUUGGGCACGCCUCUAGUGUACUAUAUUAGAACGAUUUGUUUUAAAUAAAGCCAUGUGGUCUGUCGUAUGAUGAAUGCUUUUUAUAAGAGAAAUAGAAGCAUCUUCGCUCUA